GUUCUUGUCACCUCCAAUUAGAAGAAAAAUACAAUUAUCCCCAUAUACUUUGGACGAGAAAAAAUAAUUACGAAUAUCUUGCCAUAAACCAAUAGAAAAUAUUUUGCCAUGUCAUUGCUGGAGCAAUAUGAAAAGCAAUAUUCAAUAUUGAUUGCUGAAAUAACCAGUCAAAUUGGACGUCUUACACUGACAAAUGAAGGCAAGGAACUGUGCAAUAAAAUCGAUGCUAGCCUUACCGAGGCCCAGGAAUUGUUGGAACAAAUGCAGCUAGAGAUACGAGAUUUGCCACCAGCCCAGAGGACCACAGCUACUAGUAAAUUAAAUUGUGCUCAAGUCGAAUUGAAACGUCUGCAAAGUGAAUAUGCUAAGGCCAAAGAGAAUAGUAGGAAGAAACAGAGUCCUUUAGAUUUUCAAACAGCAGCUGGAGACUAUGAUGAUUAUGAAGAUGUGGCCAUAAGUAAUGAUCAACGACAGAGGUUGUUAGAAAAUUCCGAGACAAUUGAAAGAACCGGUAGUCGUUUGCAGGAAGGCUAUCGAGUGGUGAUUGAGACAGAAACUUUGGGUGCUCAAAUCUUAAGUGAUUUACAUUCGCAACGUGAAACCAUACAAAAUGCCCGUUCACGUUUGAGGGAAACGAAUGCCGAAUUGGGUAGAGCAUCAAGGACCCUGAACACCAUGAUGUUGCGGGCGUUACGCGAAAAGGCUGUGCUAUAUGUUGUGGGUGGGGUGUUUGGAGUGGCCGUUGUUGUUAGUUUAUAUUUAACAUUUUCAUCACCCACAACAAAUUCAUAAACGCAAUGCGUAUAAAAUUAAAAUAACACACAAUAACAUCUUUGUUGUAGCAUAUUUAUUAUUAAAUGUUUAUUUUUAAUUCUUUUUUUUUUUUUUUUAGAAAAUCAUUCCAUUUUAGUUUUUAAGUUACAUACUUAUACUACCCUAUAUCUGUAGUUUAUAGUUAAUGCAAAUCUUGUAUAUCUAUGUAUAAUCUUGGCAUACGUUGCGCCAAUGCAUAUGUAAUCCGUUUUUCUUUAUUCUUAAUCUAUUAAUAUUUAUAAAUGUAUUUUCAUUAAAUAUGUAUAUGAUGAAAAAGAAAACAAAAGAAAAAAACAACACGCCUUAGAAAAUUA
Molecule: messenger RNA, 1127 nt
Organism: Musca domestica (house fly)
Lineage: Eukaryota; Metazoa; Arthropoda; Insecta; Diptera; Muscidae
Gene: Vti1a
Product: vesicle transport through interaction with t-SNAREs homolog 1A
Exons: 1
Coding region: 109-792 (227 amino acids)
Biological process (GO): retrograde transport, endosome to Golgi; intra-Golgi vesicle-mediated transport; intracellular protein transport
Cellular component (GO): SNARE complex; endoplasmic reticulum membrane; ER to Golgi transport vesicle membrane
Molecular function (GO): SNARE binding; SNAP receptor activity
Source: RefSeq, a predicted model, not a curated record